This is a messenger RNA of Bubalus bubalis (water buffalo), 1943 nucleotides long. It is a transcript of the gene SHQ1, whose product is annotated as SHQ1, H/ACA ribonucleoprotein assembly factor. The record is from RefSeq and is a predicted model, not a curated record. NCBI's taxonomy places the organism in Eukaryota, Metazoa, Chordata, Mammalia, Artiodactyla, Bovidae. Gene Ontology annotation, cellular component: nucleoplasm; cytoplasm. Bases 138 to 1874 code for a protein of 578 amino acids. The transcript has 11 exons. Gene Ontology annotation, biological process: box H/ACA snoRNP assembly.
UUUCACUUCCGCCUAGAGCCGGAAGCACCGUGUCUAACAGCGGGUACCAGCGCGUGGGUACUUUUUGGAGAGUUUCAGUGGCAGGCCCGCGGCGGCUGCGAGAGUGGUCGACUUGGGCGCCCGAGUUCGAGGUGGUGAUGCUGACUCCGGCGUUCGAUCUUAGCCAGGACCCCGACUUCCUGACUGUUGCCAUCCGCGUGCCUUACGCCCGGGUCUCUGAGUUCGAUGUCUAUUUCGAGGGGGUCGAUUUCAAAUUCUACGCCAAGCCGUACUUUCUCAGGUUAACCCUUCCUGGAAGAAUUGUAGAAAAUGGAAAUGAGCAGGGAUCCUAUGAUGCAGAUAAAGGAAUUUUUACCAUUCGGUUGCCCAAAGAAACUCCUGGCCAACAUUUUGAAGGGCUGGACAUGUUAACUGCUCUGCUGGCACCAAGAAAAUCCAGGACUGCAAAACCACUUGUGGAAGAGAUAGGUGCUUCUGAGGUUUCUGAGGGAGGAGUGGAAGAUGACGAUGAUGAGUUUGAUUGGGAAAUUGAACAGUCCCCCUAUGAAGAGGUACCAGAAAGUGCCUUGAACCCGAACUGCCGCUACGGGUUUGGAAACUUGCGCUCAGGAGUGUUUCAGCGGUUGCAGGAUGAAUUGAGUGAUGUUAUCGAUAUUAAGGAUCCAGAUUUCACCUCUGCUGCUGAACGAAGGCAGAAACGCCUGGCUGCUGAGCUGGCCAAGUUUGAUCCUGAUCAUUAUCUAGCUGACUUUAUGGAAGAUGAAGCAGUUAAGCAGGUUUUGGAAUAUACUCCUUGGUGGAGUGAUUUAUAUUCAGAAAUGAUGACCUCUUUGGGAAAGAGUCAGGAGGAAGAAAAUCUUGCUGCGUUAGUGUCUUUUUCUGAAGAAGAGAAAUAUCAGCUGCGAAAAUUUGUUAAUAAAUCUUACCUGCUGGACAAGAAAGCCCAUCGUCAGGUGUACUACAGUUUGAUUGAUAUCCUUCUGGCAUAUUGCUAUGAGACCCGUGUCACCGAAGGAGAGAGGAAUGUUGAAUCUGCAUGGAAUAUCAGAAAAUUGAGUCCAACGCUGUGCUGGUUUGAGACUUGGACUAAUGUUCAUGAAAUCCUGGUGUCUUUUGGAAGAAGAGUUUUGUGUUAUCCACUGUACCGCCAUUUUAAGCUGGUGAUAAAAGCCUACAGAGACACUAUAAAGAUAUUGCAGCUAGGGAAAAGUGCAGUUUUAAAGUGUCUACUGGACAUUCACAAAAUUUUUCAGGAAAAUGACCCAGCUUAUAUUCUAAAUGAUCUCUACAUCUCAGACUACUGUGUGUGGAUUCAGAAAGCCAAGUCCAAAAAGUUGGCAGCUCUUGCAGAAGCCUUAAAGAAAGCAUCCCUAACCAAGGCCCAGCUGGGGUUAGAACUGGAGGAGCUGGAGGCAGCAGCAUUUCUGGUCCAGGAGGAAGAAACCACAUCAAAAGCAGGAGUCCAUUCCACUUCCAGGCAGCAGACACCCUCCAGCUCUGAGACGAGUGGUUCAGAGGAAUCAGAGGGCAGUGCAUCACCUGAGACGGAGGAGUCAGACUCGGAACAGGAGGAGCCCGGAGGCGGUGAAUCUGAGACAGGGCAUUCCUUGCUCGGUCCCUUUGUUGAAGAAAGCAGCAUGGCCCUGCUUCUUAACGAUGGUGGGAUGUGUAGAAGCACCACUUUCCUGGGGUCUGAUGAUGGUCGAGGACAGCCACUGGCCUCCCCUGGGGCUCCCAGAGCAUCUGGGCCUCUGAUCCAGGAGCUUGGAGAACAACUGGAGACUUCGGUUCAGAUUUCCGAGCCCAAAGACUCUGCUGCUGGACAGCAGGACAGUGUGCUGGAGAGAGAAAGCCUGCAGACACCUGAGGAUUGACUCCUGAGUGUUCUCAUUUGUUAUUGAGAAUUAUGUCAAUUUGGUUUUAUUGACUGAAUUAAAAUUCUU